AUGGCCAUGCACCAAUCGCCGGUGGAGUCGUUAGUCCUGGCCGACGGCCCCGUCAUCAUAACCAACAAAAUCCCCGGACCCCUGACGAUCCACUGUGUGUCUUCCGCCGGCAGUGACCUCGGCAUACAGACCAGGCAGUUUGACGGGAAGUUCUCAUGGAACGUUAAAUUAGUCGCCGGUAAAGGGUCCGAUGUUUACAGGUGCGAUCUGGCCUCUGGAGGUUUGCGCGGUAGUUUUAGUCUUUUUGAUGGCAGGAGAGACUUUGCUCCAGAUAGGUGCGGCCUUAAGGAUUUUUUGUGCCUUUGGGAAGUGAGACCGGAUGGAAUAUAUUUGUACCAUUCGAUUGGCGAUAGGCAUUAUUUUGACUUGCAGUAUUCUUGGCCGCGAUAA
Messenger RNA from Rhododendron vialii, 390 nucleotides. RefSeq lists its product as uncharacterized. The transcript has a single exon. The record is from RefSeq and is a predicted model, not a curated record. Lineage: Eukaryota; Viridiplantae; Streptophyta; Magnoliopsida; Ericales; Ericaceae. The coding region runs from base 1 to 390 and encodes 129 amino acids.